Molecule: messenger RNA, 2892 nt
Organism: Verticillium nonalfalfae
Lineage: Eukaryota; Fungi; Ascomycota; Sordariomycetes; Glomerellales; Plectosphaerellaceae
Exons: 2
Coding region: 1-2892 (963 amino acids)
Biological process (GO): regulation of DNA-templated transcription
Cellular component (GO): nucleus
Molecular function (GO): DNA-binding transcription factor activity, RNA polymerase II-specific; zinc ion binding; transcription cis-regulatory region binding
Source: RefSeq, a predicted model, not a curated record
AUGGCCGGCGAAACAAACCCCGCGGCCACCGUUGUCGAUCCCGCCCUCCGCAGCGCCCCGACGUCAUCGAUCGUGACCCCCUCCGAUGGCAGCACCGAAGCAGCAGCAGCAGCAGCAGCAGCAGCAGCAGCGGCCGCCGCCCUGUCUGCUGGCUACCGAGCAGCACCUCUUCACCAGCAGCCGAGCCGAGACGGAACCCCGGCGUCCCACGCCUCCGAAGACGAACAUGAUGACCACGAGCACGAGCACGAGCACGACCGCGACCGCGACCACGAGCAUGACCACCACAGCCAACAGCACGCCGACGAGACGAAGCGGCCGCGCGCCUGCGAGGCCUGCCGCGGCCUCAAGGUGCGCUGCGUGCCCGACGCCGCCGCUCCCGAGGGGCCCUGCGCGCGCUGUCGCAAGGCGCGCCGCGCGUGCAUCGUGACGGUGCCGACGCGCAAGAGGGCCAAGAAGACGGACAGCCGCGUCGCCGAGCUCGAGAAGAAGAUUGACGCCCUGACGGCGAGCCUGCAUGCGCGGACAGCCGGCGAGACGGGCAUCGGCACAGGUGGUGCGGCGGCCACGCCGCCGGACGCGAGCCUGCGGAGAGAGCCUUCUGAGCCUUCUGCUGUGCCUGCGGCGGUGGGCGAGGCCGAGCCGCCGAGGCUGUACACGCCGAGAGCCGAACGGGGCGCCACGGCUGGCGUCAAGAGGAAGCUCGGCGAUCGCGACGCCGCUGUGCCGCUGCUCGAGGCGGCGAGGUCCGGCCCGCCGCCGAUACGCAUCGACACCAGCUACGACGAUGUCAUCGACCGAGGGAUCCUCUCGCUGGAGAAGGCGACGGCCCUCUUCGCGCGGUACAACGACAAGAUGGUGGGGCACCUGCCAGCCGUCCUGUUCCCGCCCGCCAUGACGGUCGGCGAGCUGCGGUCCACCAAGCCCGUGCUGUUCCUGGCCGUGCUGGCGGCGGCGUCGAGCGAGACGUCGGCCCUGCAGCGGCAGCUCGUGCGCGAGACGAUGCAGGUGCUCGCCGAAAAGGUCGUCAUCACGGGCGAGAAGAGCCUCGAGCUCGUGCAGGCCCUGCAGCUCACCACCAUCUGGUACUGGCCGCCCGAGCACUACGAGGAGCUCAAGUUCUACCAGCUCGUGCACAUGGCCGCCGUCAUGGCCAUCGACAUUGGCCUCGGCAAGCGCUCCGCCGCGCCCCAGGGCAUUACGCCCUACGGCGUCUACGGCGUCUACGCCUACCGCCACGCCCAGCACCGCCGGACCCAGCUGCCCGACCCCCAGUCUCUCGAGGCGCGCCGCGCUUGGCUGGCCUGUUACUAUCUCUCGAGCAACACGGCCAUGGCCCUGCAUCGCCCGCUGCUCCUCCGCUGGACAAAGUUCAUGGCCGACAGCAUGGAGAUCCUGCGCACCGCGCCCGACGCGGCGCCGACGGACAAGUACUUUUGCGGUCUCGUCGACACGCAUCGCGUGUCCGAGGAUGUCGCCGCCCAGUUUGCGACGGCCGAGCCUGAGGAUACGAUCAAUGUUCGCGAUCCCGGCAUCACGUUUUCCCUGAGGAGGUUAAAGCGUGAUCUCGAUACGUCGUACAACAUGCUGCCUCCUGAUCUUCAUCAAACCACGCUAACCAUAUCAUACCAUGUCGUCAAGAUUUACAUGCACGAGAUGAUCAUCAAUGUCUGCUCGUCACCCGCAGCCAGGACGAACCACCCUGCGGAAAUCUCCCUCCAAGACAUCGCUGCGACGUCACCGCUGUCCGGGCUGCAUCCCCUCCACGUCAACGCCUACUCGGCCUGCCUCGCCUCCUGCCACGCCAUCUUCGACACGUUUCUCGCCACCGACGUAGCCACCCUCCGCUGCCUGCCCGUCUUCAACCUCGUCCGCAUCUCGUACGCCCUCGUCGUCCUCAUCAAAAUGUUCUUCUGCGCCGUCGCCCCCGGUAGCGAGCUCGCCGGCAUCAUGGGACGCGACGACAUGAAGGUCCAUACCUACGUGAACCAGAUCCUCGAGCACUUCCGAGCGGCGGCCGCCGACGACGGGAGCCGCCCCGCGAGCAAGUUCCUCGUCGUCCUCGUCAUGCUGCGCAGUUGGUUUCUCAAGCAAGAACGCCAAGUCAGUCAUGCCAUGCCCGGCGGGCCUUCGCAAGAAUCGUCAUCUUCAUCGUCCGCCGCUGCCGCCGGGCCCCCCAACUCCGCUGAGGACCCAAAGCGCUUCAUGGCCAAUGGCAACCAGCCCUUUGAGACUCUCGAUCAGCAGCAGCAGCAGCAACAGCAACAGCAACAGCGGCAGCAUAUAGCCCACCUCGCUGCCAACACGCCCCUCCAUCUCCUCUCCGAAAUAGCCACGAAUGACCGCCACCGCGUUCCUUCGACGGACAGCACCCCAACACCCCUCUCGACCGGCACCAGCAGUGCAAACGGCAAUGGCAACGGCCACAUGGCGUGGCCUCCCCCGAGCGCCCCACAGCCACCGUACAUCUACGACCCCGGCUCCGGCACCGGCACCGGCUCCACAUCCACCUCGACCGCUGCUCCGCCCUACCCGCCCCAAGACUUUGGCCCUCCCUACCCCGAUCCAAUCCACAACCUCUCCUUUGAAGAGCUGGCCUACAGCCUCGGCAUUACCGGCCCCGUCAACUUCCCCAUCCAGCCGUGGCCCCCCGCCUUCUCCUCCUCCUCCUCCCUCGGUCCCCACGCGGACACGAGCAUGGCCGAAGACCCCGCCAGCGCCGAGGCCUGCGUGCGCUAUGCCCUCGCCAUUGACCCGUGGGUCGGCCAAUUUGGCGACGUCCUCGAUGGCGUGCGCGCGGGCGGAGGCGCGGACGGCGCACGCGUGCCUGCCGGUGGAGGUCCUGGUGGCAGCGGUGGCUGGGCGGGACCGGCGCAGCAGUUCCAGAUGUGA